This is a messenger RNA of Phyllotreta striolata, 2532 nucleotides long. Lineage: Eukaryota; Metazoa; Arthropoda; Insecta; Coleoptera; Chrysomelidae. The record is from the annotation of a GenBank genome assembly.
AAAUUAUAGGAAAAAUACGCGAUAGCAAUUACAAUUUUUUUACAUAAUGUGUAAUAUGUAGCGAACAAGUUCAUAAUAUCCGAGAAAAUCAUGUUUUUCUUCAGGAUCAUUCGCCCUGUCGGUAGAUUUACCAGUUUGAAAAACAUCCAUUUGUAUCCUUUAUAUAAUUUACAAAAACAACUAAUAAGCAAAUAUAAAUGGACUAGAAAUAGCAAUGACAAUGUUAAAUCAAUUUUACAAGCAUCUUCUGCAAUCGGCCUGGCCUUGAGCACGGUUUACUGCAGCAACUCCGAAUUGGAAGAAAAGCGAUUCUUUAAAUCCUGCUUAUACGGUCUAAUUCACGAAGUCAAAAAGCUAGUACAGAACGGUUUCGAUGUGAACAAAAGACACCACCUCGGCUGGACCCCAUUACUCGUUGCCACAGUGAACGGAAGAUACGAAGUAGCUGAAUACCUACUAAAAUCCGGCGCCGAUCCUAAUCUGAGCGAUAACUACAUCAAUCCUAACAGAACUGCUAACGAAAAGGGCAUGCACCCUCUCGAAGUUCUCAUGAUAAGAGACGAGGAAUUCUCCAACGUACUCAACAACAGGGCCACAUUCCUGGGGUUCACCCCAUUACAUUAUGCAGUGUUAACUGAUAAUUUGGAUGUGGUGAAAUUGCUGGUUCGAAACGGGGCUAAUCCUACUUUAGAAAGUGACGCAGGACAUACUCCUAGCAUGUACGCUAAAGAGGAAAAAAUAAAGGAGUAUUUGGAGAAAGAAAUCAAUAUUUACGAGCAGAAGAAGGUCGAAAAAGAACUGGAGGAGAGAAGGAGAUUUCCCCUCGAAGAGAGAUUAAAGAAACACAUCGUAGGCCAAGAAGGAGCCAUAGCAAUAGUAGCUGCAACUGUAAGACGCAAAGAAAACGGCUGGACAGACGACGACCAUCCCCUGGUCUUCCUAUUUUUGGGCUCCUCCGGCAUAGGAAAGACCGAAUUGGCCAAACAGCUAGCCAAUUACAUGCACAAAGGCAAACAGCAGGCCUUCAUCAGGCUCGACAUGUCCGAGUACCAGGAGAAACACGAAGUAGCCAAGUUAAUCGGAGCCCCGCCUGGCUACAUAGGCCACGACGAAGGAGGCCAGUUGACCAAGAUGCUCAAGAAAUACCCGAACGCGGUGGUUUUGUUCGACGAAGUCGACAAGGCCCACCCGGACGUGUUGACGGUGCUGUUGCAGCUCUUCGACGAAGGCCGGUUGACCGAUGGUCAAGGAAAAACCAUCGAAUGCAAGCACGCUAUAUUCAUAAUGACUUCGAAUUUGGCUAGCGACGAAAUCGCCAGUCACGGGUUGAAUUUGAGAAGGGAAGUGGAGACCAUCAAGAAAGAAAGGCUCUCCAUUCCGGAUUCGAAAGAAGCGGAUCAGAAAACUUGCGAUACGAUAACGAUAUCGAGGAAGUUCAAAGACGAAGUGGUCAAGCCGAUACUGAAGAGGCAUUUCAAAAGAGACGAAUUCCUGGGCAGGAUAAAUGAAAUCGUCUAUUUCCUGCCCUUCUCCAGGAACGAACUGAUUCAGUUAGUCGCCAGGGAAAUGCAAAUUUGGGCCGACAGGGCUAGGGACAAGCACAAAAUCGAAAUCAGCUGGGACAGGAGCGUGGAAUCGGCUCUGGCGGACGGCUACGACGUGAAUUACGGAGCCAGGUCUAUAAAAUACGAGGUGGAGAGAAGGGUAGUGAAUCAAUUGGCGGCGGCUCACGAGAAGGGGUUCAUCGGUAAAGGUAGCGAAGUGCAAGUGUGCGCUUCGUGGUCGGAGAACGCGGAUUCCGCUGAAAUUAGGUUGAAAGUUAAGAAGAAAGGUUUGGAUCAAUUCAUCGAUUUGGAUCAAACGAAGGUUUCUUUGAAGAAUUUGGCUUCGUCUAUUUUCAAGUGAUCGAGUGAUGGGUAUUUUUUUCCUAAGUCAUGCGAUGUAAUGUUUUUAUGGUACUAUGUGAUUUGUUUUGAGGGUUUUCCUCCGUGAUAAAAGAGUAAAAUUUGUUGUUUAUUAAAAAUAAAAUUUAAUGUGUAUAUUGUGCUACAAUUAAAAACGUUCGAAUACAUACAUAAACAUAACAAAUUGUCAUUUCAAUCGUGGUCGAUUUAAAAACGGACCGAGUCUGUUAAAAAUAGAGUCGAAUUUCGGAUCUUUUCUAUACGAAAGUCCUGUUAAAAUACGCCUAAAAUUACCAUACAGUGCAUUUCUUCGCCCUGUUCAUGUUGGAUCCUUCGGGACACUGGAAAUCCCUGUUGAAGUACUCGGAGUUGCUCAUGGGUCCUAAAACUCUAAACUGGCUGGGCGAGUGGUACCCGGUCAAUAUCCUCAAUUUCAAGGAUUCCGGUCGGUAUUUCGAGCACCAGGAGUUCGCCGCCGAUAUCCAGAAUAACUGGUUAGGGGUGUAAUUCAAUCCAGGCAGGCUCGGCUCCGUUCCGUGCUUUUUCGUCCAUUUUUUAUAGGCUAAAUAGGACUCUUUUAUUCCCCCGUUGUCCGCUAUGUUUUCUCCUUGGGUGUUUAUCCCGUUUA